This is a messenger RNA of Stylonychia lemnae, 1329 nucleotides long. Lineage: Eukaryota; Ciliophora; Spirotrichea; Sporadotrichida; Oxytrichidae. The record is from the annotation of a GenBank genome assembly.
AUGCUGGUUGAAACUAAUGCAAUCCAAACGGAAUUUUAGAGACUGGAGAGGAGUGUGAUACUUGGCUCUUUGGCUCUACUGCAUAUCAAGGGUAUAAUAUUGACCUCUUACCUUAAUUCUAAUAGUUGUGACUAAUAUUGCCGAAUCAUUGAUGGAUUUCAAUGCACAAGCACCUUAGGUCAAUAAUCAAAGUGCUCAUCUUACUGUGGAGAUGUGAAUCUUGUUUGCUAUGACGGGAAUCUUAUGUCUGGAGAUGGGUACAUGUGUAAUAACGACUGCCGAAUAAAAUCAGGUUUUACUCUUACUUUAAAGAACAAUUAACAAGAAAAAAUAGAAUAAUCAUGCUAGAAAAUAGGAAGUAUUUGUUUGGAUUCAAAUGAUUAAACUGGAGAUGGGUGCGACCAAAAUUGCUAAACUGAAGAAGAUCACUAUUGUAUUAAUGAUAUGACUACUGGAGAAUUCAAAUGCUAUCAUAGAAAUGUAAGAAUUGAAAAAUAAAAAUUUUAGGUGUUGUCUUAUGAAACAACAAACUUAAUCUCGCUUGGAUAUGGCUAGAUAAAUUCUUGCACUAAAAAUAGCGACAAAGAAAUUGAAGAAGAGUGCGAUGACGGCGAUGAAUCUCAUUCUGGAGGAUGCGAUUCUCAAUGCAAAGUAAAAGAAGGAUAUACUUGUCUAACUUAGUUUGGUAUGAAAUCCACUUGCUUCUAAAAUUGUGCCCUAUUUGGUACUCAAUGUCUUGAUUAAAAUUUCAAUGAUAAUGAUGGGUAUGUUAUCAGUGGCUUCUUAUCUUAAUUAGGUGUGAUAAACAUUGCAGAGUAGAAGCCAUGCUCAGAUUUGAAUAGUCAGUCAGUAAUCAUUGAUGGAAACUUCUAGAACAUUUAAAUUCCAGAUUAAAACAUUGUUUCCUAUUGUAAAAAUGGAAUAAUUGAGCUCGGAGAACAGUGCGAUGAUGGAGAUAUGAAUUCAUUUGAAAAGUAUUAAUUUUUCCCAACAUAUCUUUUAAUAGAUGCGAUCAGAAUUGCUUUAUUCAAAAUGGAUAUCAUCAAAAUUUCCGAGGAAAACAUACAUCAUGGUCAAAAUCUUGCAAAAACUUUGAAUCUAAUGAAUGCUUAGAUCAUAACGAUAAUUCUGGAGAUGGUUGUGAUGACAACUGUAGAGUUAAAUAAGGUUGGACUUGCACAAGAUAAAUUGGCAAGCAAUCAAAAUGUUUUGAGGAUUGUAGAUCAUAUGGAUUUUAAUGCUUGGAUAAUAAUAAUUUUGAUACAGACGGAUGCGAUAAAUAUUGCUAAAUAGAGAAAGAUUACAGCUGUGUCUUUUAGCCUGACCUGA